AUGGGUCUUGCCGUUCGGCAAGGCCAUCUUGCUGAAGGGUGCAGCUUGGCUAUUGUGAAUUUUCGGCGGAGCCGGGGUCGUCCAACGGAGAGGACCAAGGAGCUGGAACCGAGCCUUGAAAUCAGAUUUGGAAUCCUUGAGUUUACGGGCUGGGUCCUGGUGGUAAGGCUUUCGUUGAGUGACUUGGAGCUGUUUGGAGCUAGGCCUUCGGCAGGGCUGGGCUUUGGAGCUGGGCUAUCCGUAGCUGGGGUCCUUGGCAGAGCUGUUCUGGAACAAAUUUGGGACUGGGACGUUGCAAAAGUAGGCGGAGCUGGGCUUUCCUUGUGA
Messenger RNA from Prunus armeniaca (apricot), 327 nucleotides. The record is from the annotation of a GenBank genome assembly. Lineage: Eukaryota; Viridiplantae; Streptophyta; Magnoliopsida; Rosales; Rosaceae.